Messenger RNA from Catharus ustulatus (Swainson's thrush), 2601 nucleotides. RefSeq names its product decorin (gene DCN). The transcript is spliced from 8 exons. Gene Ontology annotation, molecular function: protein binding. The record is from RefSeq and is a predicted model, not a curated record. The coding region runs from base 205 to 1281 and encodes 358 amino acids. Lineage: Eukaryota; Metazoa; Chordata; Aves; Passeriformes; Turdidae.
UUUUUUAACUGUGCUAUGGAAUAGAAGCAGGAGGGUUUUCCACCAAGUGACAGUCACUGAGCUGAAUUUACCCCCUCCUCCUUUCCACACCUGCAAAGCCUUCUGCCUGGGUUGAAUAUUUAGUUUAAUUACAUCUCAGCUUUGAGAGCUCCUGUUGCAAAUCCCUGGAUUAAAAGGUUCUGCUGGGAGUCGAUGAACUAAGCCAUGAAGAGGCUGGCUCUGCUCCUUGUCCUGCUGCUGCCAGCAUGCUUGGCCAAGCCAUUCCACCAGCAGGGCCUCUUUGACUUCAUGCUGGAGGACGAGGGCUCAGCGGACGUGGCUUCCACGGACGAUCCUGUCAUGUCCGGCUUCGGUCCAGUGUGCCCCUUCCGCUGCCAGUGCCACCUCCGCGUGGUGCAGUGCUCCGACCUGGGUCUGGAAAAGGUGCCAAGAGACCUUCCCCCAGACACAACCCUGUUGGACUUACAGAACAACAAAAUCACUGAAAUUAAAGAAGGAGAUUUCAAGAACCUGAGGAAUCUUCAUGCAUUGAUCCUUGUCAACAACAAAAUCAGCAAAAUAAGCCCAUUAGCUUUUGCUCCUCUGAAGAAACUGGAAAGGCUUUACCUGUCCAAGAAUAACCUGAAGGAACUCCCAGAAAACAUGCCGAAGUCUCUCCAGGAGAUACGCGCUCAUGAGAAUGAGAUCUCCAAGCUGAGGAAAGCUGUCUUUAAUGGACUGAAUCAAGUGAUUGUCCUAGAACUAGGCACCAAUCCCAUCAAGAGCUCAGGCAUUGAAAAUGGAGCUUUCCAGGGGAUGAAGAGGCUUUCCUACAUCCGUAUUGCAGACACCAACAUUACAAGCAUCCCAAAGGGCCUUCCUCCAUCCCUUACUGAACUUCACCUUGAUGGCAACAAAAUCAGCAAAAUUGAUGCUGAAAGUCUCUCUGGACUCACCAACUUGGCAAAACUGGGUCUCAGUUUUAACAGCAUUUCUUCAGUUGAGAAUGGCUCUCUUAACAAUGUACCUCAUCUGAGGGAGCUCCACUUGAACAACAAUGAACUUGUCAGAGUACCCAGUGGACUGGGUGAUCACAAAUAUAUUCAGGUGGUCUAUCUUCACAACAACAAAAUUGCUUCCAUUGGUAUCAACGACUUUUGCCCUCUUGGCUACAACACCAAAAAGGCCAGCUAUUCUGGGGUGAGCCUCUUCAGCAACCCUGUGCAGUACUGGGAAAUCCAACCCUCUGCUUUCCGCUGCAUCCACGAACGCUCUGCAGUACAGAUCGGAAAUUACAAAUAGAUGUCUGGAGAUGGGGUUCGGUCGUGUUCCAGCUAAAGUGUCUGUCCUCAUAGGCCUGUUCAAAAAACCAUUGCUAACAAUUAACACCAAAUGCCAGGAACUUCACUAAAAAGUGGAGAUGAUCCAUUGAUUUAGAAUUAAUGAGACAUUACAGAUGUACAAGAGCGAGCAUACCAUCAGUAAGAAUUGCCAACUGUGCUUUAAACUGACUUAUUUCAGCCUUCUUUUCCAGCAUGCUUUCUGUGGCAUUUUUCAGUUUGCUGAAUGCUACAGGUUUUCAGAUUCCACUGUAUAUGAAAUUCGGAGUAAAUAUUUUUCAAGUUAUGAUAUAUUAAAAAAAAAAGAAAAAAGAGUGAUUGAGGUUAUUUUUAUAGCCACACACAGAGAAAAAUAGCAGAGGGAAAAAAGACUCUCAAAUCAUCUUGAGACUUGAGAAGGUAAGAGUUACCUCCUUUAAAUUUAUUUCAAGCCCCGGAGGUUUAAAAAUAUCCACUAUAACUAAGAUAAUUCUGAAUGUAUCUAUUUAGCAGAGGCAAAUAAAGUUGUUGCUAAUGUCAUUAUUUUUGGAAAAAUAAAAUAAAUUCGUAUUGUACACAUAGUUCUUAACGGUUUGCCAUUCUUCUAGAGCAAUGCUAUUCAGAAUUAGCCUAACGUCAUCCUAAUGAACAAAAUAUUGAGUAGUCUGCAGUAAAAACUUGUAACCUAUAUCUGGAGCUCGAUGAGUAAAUUUCUCUAGUGCAAAUCCUUCUCACCUUAGUCACAAGAGCAGUUUUUAUGACUGUACUGCCUUGCAGAGUAUGGUGUAAGGGUUUAGUAAUUAUUAUCAAUCCAUGUAUUUAUCUAAGCAAAAAAAAAUAGCAUUUCACGUUUCAUUUGUUCUGCAUUGUACGUUUGUCAGCAUCCUUUACUGGUUUUGCUUUUCUAAAAAAGGAAUUAAUUGUGAAGUAGAGAUGUGCAGGCUCCUCAGUCUGACAAAUUUGUGGAAUUUAGACUAUGGAAGCAAAACCAUAAGUAUAGAAAUAUAUGAAGUGAAAUAGCUGCAAUUGUGGACAUUGUUGAGACAUCCUUUGUAGAUGUAUCUACUUAGAGUGAUUAUGAGCCCUAUGUAAAUUGGAAUUCUUCAACCCAUACCAGCAGGUAGCAAGCACAUCAAAGGUAGGCUGCACAUUCCUACUGUCAAUCUUCAAAGCUAAACGUAUACUCAAUAAAAACAUCACCUGAAAAGAAUCUUCUGCAGACUCUUAAUACUCCAAGGUCAAUCUCUCUAAUUUGUAAAACUUAUAUGUCAUUUAUAUUAAAGAAUAAUGUAAUACAGGCAAA